CGGAAACUCAACAAUGUCCCUGCUGGUGCAACAGACUGGGAUGUACCGUACCCGUUUCAAGAAGGUCAGGGCCCACAAGGCUAUGAGGCUACGUGGGCUCAACAACGCGCACGGGCGCUACUCGCGGACCUAGUUGGGCUGAUUCAAGGUGCGGCGAAGAAGGUAGCGGUAAAGGGAUACUACCAGCAGCAGGAGAGGGAGCGGAAGAGGAAA
Postia placenta MAD-698-R-SB12 is the source of this 213-nucleotide messenger RNA. RefSeq lists its product as hypothetical. The annotation marks the transcript as partial. The record is from RefSeq and is a predicted model, not a curated record. NCBI's taxonomy places the organism in Eukaryota, Fungi, Basidiomycota, Agaricomycetes, Polyporales, Adustoporiaceae. The transcript has a single exon.